Lodderomyces margitis is the source of this 1155-nucleotide messenger RNA. RefSeq lists its product as uncharacterized. The record is from RefSeq and is a predicted model, not a curated record. The coding region runs from base 1 to 1155 and encodes 384 amino acids. The transcript has a single exon. Lineage: Eukaryota; Fungi; Ascomycota; Pichiomycetes; Serinales; Debaryomycetaceae.
AUGGCAAAACUAUGCACUUUACCAUGGCCUGUUGUUAAGACUAUACUAGAGUAUUACACUGUUGGCACAGUAUACUCAAAAACCAACAAGGAGUUCAAACUGUCGCUAUACAAGAAUGUGUUGGUGGCAAUGGAAUGCCAUAUGGCAAUGAACCUUCAAAAGAAGGAUAUGAAGGCAGUAUGUUAUGAACCUAUUGAUAAGUUGUUAAAGAGGUUCAAGAAGAAUCCUAUGGCCAAACAAUUGAAUGCAUUUGGAGAAAAAUUUGAUGAAUGCAGCUAUUGGAUCCACAAGGCAGAGUUUCCUAUAGAAAAGACUAAUGUUGUGGUUUAUUUCCACGGAGGAGGAUAUUUGUUGAAUAUGAUUGAUUCACAACUUACAUUCAGUGCUGCAUUACAUUUUGCCUUGGAUGACAAAACAGCAGCCAGAACUUCAAUAUUGGUGGUUGAUUAUUCACUAACCAUGUUUGAUCACAUAUAUCCUACCCAAUUGUACGAAUGUUUACGUGCUUAUAACAACUUGGUUAAAGCUGGGUAUAAUAACAUCAUUCUCAUGGGAGAUUCUGCUGGAGCUCAUAUGUCAUUAUCACUCGCUCGAGCCAUUGCAUAUCCGGAAGAGAUAAAACAACAAUUUGACUACUUUAGUCAGUUUAAAUUAAACUUUAACGUGGCUGAUUUACCGCAACCUAAAGCAUUAAUAUUGGAUGCCCCCUGGGUACAGCCAUGUACGGCGCCGCUUCCAUCGAGACACCAUGUUGACACGACGGGUGACAUUAUUGGCUAUGACAUCAAUUUGGGCACUUAUCUUGUUGAAGAUUUGGACCAAAAGUUUAUAAACAAUUUCCUCAAGUUUACAAACACCAACUGGCUAGACCACUGGCAAAAUGUUGACGCAAUAAAUAAUGGAAACACCAUCAUUAUUGCUGGUGAACGCGAAGUGUUGCGUGAUGGAAUGGAGGAUUUCUAUAAUAUUGUUAACAAGAAUGGCAAUAUCGAGUAUUAUGUUGAACCAGGUGGAAUCCAUGCCGGAAUGGUUUAUAUUGAGAGUUUGGACUACAUGAGUAAAAAGGGAGCUAAGCGUGCUUUGAAAGGUGAUUUCAAGGAUAAAUAUGGCAUCAAUUUAGUAUCGCAGUUUCUCAAUAAGCGCGAUUUUGUAUAG